GAACAUCUUACAAUAUUUUAGUAUCUUACUCUUAAUUUAUUCAAAAAUAUAUAAAGCUACAAAUAGUCUAUGUGAUUACUCUUCCAAUAUUAUUCUGGUGAAACAUUAGAGGCAACAAUAAUUUGUUCUAAGAUCAUUUAACGUUACACAUUCACUUAUGUUUUCUCGAAAAAAAAGCACGAUGUGUUUUUCCACCGACCUCUCCGUGAUCAAAAAAUGUGGAUUCAUUUCAGCAAACUGAGAAUCGCCACGUGGAUGGACCAUAUCAGAUGUGAUCAUGUUUGCUUGCCCUUUGUUUUCUUUUAAUUCGUUCGUUGCACCGUAAAUUCACGACACGUGUCCAUAUUUCAAAAAAAUUUCACAUCAUCCCGUUAUGUCGUUUUACUUAUAAAAAAGGACCACGAAAACCAAAGUAUCACAGUAUUCAUCUUUUGCAAAAGAAGAAACUGAGAGCAUCUUCAAUUAUUAACACUUACACAAGAGAAAGAGAGUGAGAGAGAGAGGGAGAGAAUGGGAGAAGAGUCAGAGGCUUUUGCCACGAUGGCGCCGUUAGCUCCGGUGACGGGUGAGCGAAAAGUGCGGAACGAUUUGGAGGAAACAUUACCAAAACCAUAUUUGGCAAGAGCAUUAGUAGCUCCGGAUACAGAGCAUCCGAAUGGAACAGAAGGUCAUGACAGCAAAGGCAUGAGUGUUAUGCAACAACAUUGUGCCUUCUUCGACCAAAACGGCGACGGAAUUGUCUACCCUUGGGAGACCUAUGCAGGAUUUCGUGAUCUCGGUUUCAACCCAAUCUCCUCUAUCUUUUGGGGCUUCCUCAUAAACUUAGCCUUUAGCUACGUUACACUUCCGAGUUGGAUUCCAUCACCAUUAUUGCCGGUUUAUAUUAACAACAUACACAAAGCCAAACAUGGGAGUGACUCAAGCACCUAUGACACAGAAGGAAGGUACGUCCCGGUUAAUCUCGAGAACAUAUUUAGCAAAUACGCGCGAACAGUGGUGGAUAAGUUAACAUGGAAAGAGGUUUGGAACGUAACCGAGGGAAACCGAAUGGCAAUCGAUCCUUUUGGAUGGUUUUCAAAUAAAGUUGAAUGGUUUCUACUUUAUAUUCUUGCAAAGGAUGAGGAAGGGUUCUUGUCUAAAGAAGCUGUGAGAGGUUGCUUUGAUGGAAGCUUAUUUGAAUAUUGUGCUAAAAAGAAUAAGGAGAUGAAGGCCAAUUCUCGCAAACAAGAUUAAGAAAUUUGUUUACCUUUUGUUUGAAUAUUGUGUUUACCUUUAUGCCUUCCGUUUCAAUAAGACUACAAAACAUAUGUAUGUAGAAGAAAAAAUGUUGUGUAAAAUCUGUUAAAUAAAAUUUAUGCAUAAAUUUAUUCAAAUCAUUUAUACAAAUUAACGUCAUAUAUCUUGUCAUCUACUCUUCAUAAAACUGAAAUUGCUAAUUA
Messenger RNA from Thlaspi arvense, 1439 nucleotides. NCBI's taxonomy places the organism in Eukaryota, Viridiplantae, Streptophyta, Magnoliopsida, Brassicales, Brassicaceae. The record is from the annotation of a GenBank genome assembly.